Messenger RNA from Durio zibethinus, 2639 nucleotides. RefSeq names its product SWAP (Suppressor-of-White-APricot)/surp RNA-binding domain-containing protein. The record is from RefSeq and is a predicted model, not a curated record. Gene Ontology annotation, molecular function: RNA binding. Gene Ontology annotation, cellular component: perinuclear region of cytoplasm. Lineage: Eukaryota; Viridiplantae; Streptophyta; Magnoliopsida; Malvales; Malvaceae. Gene Ontology annotation, biological process: intracellular calcium ion homeostasis; RNA processing.
AGCCCAAGCUCUAACCUUUUUCGUAGAGAUUUUUAAAAAGGGCUAUGGGAUGUCUUGGUUGAAUCAAAACUCGAGAAGCGAAUUUAGGUCUCUGCAUCUCUCCUCUCGUCCAUCAUCGACCAGCCUUUUGCCUUAUCAUCCUCCAACACCCUUAUGGAUCGACCACCUCAUAGUUAUGCAGCUGCAUCUGCUAUGGCCUAUUCCCAACAGCAGCGGCAACCAGCCAAUAUUCAACAGCAGUUUGGAUUUCAUCCGCAACAUCAACAGUUCCCUACAACAGUGCACGGUCCACCUUUCAUACCUCCACAUCCUUCUCAGUUCCCUUACCAUCCCCACAUGCAACAGCAACCACAACUCCACCCACAUCCCUCUCUGCACCCUCAACUUCUUCAUCUUCAGCAGCAACAGCAACAGCAGCCACCACCUUCUUUCCCUUCACAUUUGCCUCCUCACCUUGUUUCUUCACCUUUCCAUGGCCUCUAUGAUUCUCCACCACCCCUUGCCACUCCCCCAUCUGAUACGGAGCUCCAGAAGCGUAUUGAUAAGCUUGUGGAGUAUGCAACUAAGAAUGGUCCCGAAUUUGAAGCCAUGAUCCGUGAAAAGCAGCAUGAUAAUCCUGAUUACAGUUUCCUCUUUGGUGGAGAGGGGAAUGGUUACUACAGGUACAAGCUUUGGUUAUCUACGCUUCCCCCAGGUGGACCCUACCCUUCCUUUCCACCCUCUUCUAUACCUAUGAUGCAUCCUCACCCAAAUCCUGUCAUGAAUCCUUCCCUGAACGCGCCUGCAAUGAGCGCUGCUGCUUCUGUUGGGGCUAUGGCUGCUCCUCAACUGCACCAACCCGCUUUUCCACCAUUUUAUGAUCAGCAGCACCAUCAUCAGCAUCCUCAGCCUUUUGUUACUCAUGGCCAGCCAGAGUAUGAUCAAUCCUUCAAAGGCCUUUCUGGUCCACUUCCCUCUGAUGUUGCAAUGGAGCUUACUACCAUACUUAACAAUCUAAAUGGUACCAAAGAGUCAAUCAAAAGUGCCAAGAUAUGGUUCAUGCAGAGGUCUCCAUUUGCACCAGCUUUGGCUGAGGCACUUAAAGAUAGGGUAUUUGCUUUGGAUGAUUCAGAGAGGCAAUUGCAUGUGAUUUAUCUCGCCAAUGACAUUCUUUUUGACAGUUUGCAGAGAAGGGUUAACCCUCGUGACCUAGAUAAUGAAGCCCUUGCAUUUAAACCUGUAUUAGGUUCAAUGCUUGCAAGAAUAUACCACAAUCCUCAAAACAAUGAGGAAAAUCAGUCACGUUUACAGAAAAUUUUGCAGUUUUGGGCAUCCAAGGAAGUUUAUGAUCAAGAUGCCAUAUAUGCACUUGAGAGUGAGAUGAUGAGUGGACCACCAACUAAUUCUUUUCCUGGGCCUCCAAAAGAAUUGUCUGCUGCUUCAGUCGAGUCCUCAACACCUGCAGGAAUAUUACCACAGACAGCGAACAAUAAUGUCACUCUAUGGCAGCCUGACAAGCAAAGUUCUAUUCCAAAUGUACUGGACCAAGAGCUCCCUGAUAAACAAGUGGCCACUGCCUUGCUACCAUCGCUGGCAAACCAGCAAUUUCUUCCAAAUUCAGUCCCUACUGGGGGCUUCCCAGGGUCUAUGCCCUUAAAUUCUAAUCUUCAGCCACCGAGCCUACAAUCUGCAAAUAUUGGUGAAAAGUUGCCCCCAUAUCCACUUUUCCCACCCGGUCUUAUUCCUGGAAUGGUCAGAAAAAUGCAAAUUGGGAGUGGGGUGCCUUACUCUCCCCUGAGUCCUUUGGAUAUCCCAACAGUUAUUCCUCCAUCCAGUGUAUCACCAUCAGAAAUUCUUGAUAGAGUAUCAAAGUUUUUCAAAGAGAUUGGAGAGGUUAACCCUUAUCAAGGAUCUUCAAAAGAUGAAGAUGAUGAGUAUGAGAUAGAACCUCCCACUCGUAAGGGAGGAGCUUGCAUCCCUCCACCCCCAAAUCUGCAGGUAGACCCAGAUUCAGGAACUUAUGCUGAUGGAAGUGCAGAGCGGAAACCAGGAUCCAGUGGCUUAGGAAGAUUAGGACUUGGAGCAACAGCUAAUCCCAAUGAAGCGAGUCAAUAUGAUGAUGUUUAUACAUCUUAUAGAAAACAGAGAAGCACCUCAUACCAUUCAUCCAUGAGUGCUCGAGCUGCUACGAGGUAAACCUGUCAAAUAUCACUGAAUGAUCCAUACAGGAUGGAAACCAAGGAGUACUUAAAUGGCUCAUUUCUUCUGCUUUUAUUUUUUAUUAUAAUUAUUACUCCUUUCAGCACGUAAGCAUGGAGGAAAACUGAAGUUGACUGAUUAUGCUAGUUAAAUUUUGGUUGGUAAAAUGUGUGCGCAUGCAUAGACCAUUAGGAGAUUUAAUUAAUUUUACCAUACUGUCAUGUAAGUAGUGUUCAAAAAAAGGGGCUUUUCGUUCUGCAUGUAAUGAACAUGAUUGGAGACACCUGACAAUCUAAAACAUCAUACAAUGACACGUGAAUAUGAUACAAAAAAAAUGAUACAAAGUUGACAUGAUUUAAAAUUUUAGUAAUAAUUAUAAAUGAGUUUAAUGAAAUUAAAAAAAAAUAAUGUUGUCGUGUCGAUAUCAAUUAUGAUACGUAAUUUUUUAUAUAAAAUGAGAU